GUGCGCGUGGGCUCCGCCGAGCUGGUGGGCGAGAUCAUCCGCCUCGAGGGCGACCUGGCCACCAUCCAGGUGUACGAGGAGACCUCGGGUGUCUGCGUGGGGGACCCGGUGCUGCGCACGGGGAAGCCGCUCUCGGUGGAGCUCGGUCCCGGCAUCAUGGGCUCCAUCUUCGAUGGCAUCCAGCGGCCCUUGAAGGACAUCACGGAGCUCACCAAGACCAUCUACAUCCCGCGCGGCAUCAACAUCCCCGCGCUGGCCCGCGACGUCACCUGGGACUUCGCCCCCAGCAAAAACAUCCGGGUCGGCAGCCACGUCACCGGCGGGGACAUCUACGGCGUCGUGACCGAGAACUCGCUCAUUCAGCACAAGAUCAUGGUGCCACCACGGAGCCGGGGCACCGUCACCCACAUCGCGCCGCCGGGGCACUACAGCAUCUCGGACGUGGUGCUGGAGCUGGACUUCGAGGGCACCACGGAGAAGCUGACCAUGAUGCAGGUGUGGCCCGUGAGGCAGACCCGGCCCGUGGCCGAGAAGCUCCCGGCCAACUACCCGCUGCUCACGGGCCAGAGGGUCCUGGACGCCCUUUUCCCGUGUGUCCAAGGUGGCACCACGGCCAUCCCGGGGGCCUUCGGCUGCGGCAAGACCGUCAUCUCGCAGUCGCUGUCCAAGUACUCCAACAGCGACGUCAUCGUGUACGUGGGCUGCGGCGAGCGCGGCAACGAGAUGUCCGAGGUGCUGCGGGACUUCCCGGAGCUCACCCUGGAGCGGGGCGGGAGGGGGGAGGACAUCUGUGCUCGCACGCAUGCCCACGCGUGCCCACGCGCGCUCCCCGGCUCGCCCGCAGGCAUCACGCUCUCCGAGUACUUCCGCGACAUGGGCUACCACGUGAGCAUGAUGGCCGACUCGACGUCGCGCUGGGCCGAGGCGCUGCGCGAGAUCUCGGGGCGCUUGGCCGAGAUGCCGCUCAUCCCUCUUGCCCGCAGCGUGUCCCCACCAGGAGGGGACUUCUCGGACCCUGUCACUUCGGCCACACUGGGCAUCGUGCAGGUGUUCUGGGGGCUGGAUAAGAAGCUCGCGCAGCGCAAGCAUUUCCCCUCCGUCAACUGGCUCAUCAGCUACAGCAAGUACCUGCGGGCGCUGGAGCCGCACUACGAGCGGCAGCAUCCCGAAUUCCCAGCCCUGCGCACCAAGGCCAAGGAGAUCCUGCAGGAGGAGGAGGAUCUGGCUGAGAUCGUCCAGCUUGUGGGCAAGGCCUCCCUGGCCGAGGCCGACAAGAUCACCCUGGAGGUGGCCAAGCUCCUCAAGGACGACUUCCUGCAGCAGAACGGCUACUCACCCUACGACAGGUUUUGCCCCUUCUACAAGACGGUGGGGAUGCUCCACAACAUGGUGACCUUCUACGAGCUGGCGCGACACGCGGUGGAGAGCACGGCGCAGGCCGAGCACCGCGUCACCUGGGCCACCAUCCGCGAGAACCUGGGCGACAUCCUCUACAAACUGAGCUCCAUGAAGUUCAAGAUGGGACUGCAGACUGGAGACCACCACGAGCAGGAUGUCACCCUGGACCAGAUGCCACCCCAGGCUGGAGACCCUAGCCACCCAUCUGUCCUGUCAUUCCCACGGGCGCCCGCGCCGCUCACUCGCCCGGCGGACGGACGCACAGACGGGACGUGUCGAGGCGCCCGCCGGGGCCGCUGCGCGCAGAAGGUGGGUGCGCAGGACCCCGGGCUGGAUGUCACCCUGGGCCAGGCAGGACUCUGGACUUGCCCUGUGCCACACUCCCAGGUCCCCACGGUGCCACCCGGAUACUUCAUGGUGGUCCUAGAAGGUGCCACCCCUGGAUGCAGCUGA
Tinamus guttatus (white-throated tinamou) is the source of this 1851-nucleotide messenger RNA. The record is from RefSeq and is a predicted model, not a curated record. Lineage: Eukaryota; Metazoa; Chordata; Aves; Tinamiformes; Tinamidae.